GAAAAAUCACAAUGAUAUCUGAGAUUAGUAUUACGUAGCUCGCCAUAUACGCUAGUAAACAUGUACGGUAAGACGAGGAUCUUGCUAGGACAGGUAGUUGGUUAGCGGCUUCGGUGCAGAACGGUAUACCAUGGCGGCCACCAAUCGAAAGUCGCAAAUCGCCAUCGUCGGGGGUGGUUUGGUUGGUUCUCUGGCAGCUUGCUAUUUCGCAAAAAGAGGCCAUUCUGUGAACAUUUACGAAUAUCGCGCAGACAUCAGAGUGGAAUAUUCUCGAGGUCAGAGCAUUGACUUGGCUGUGUCGGUCAGAGGGCGGGAAGCUUUAAGGGGAGUUGGUCUUGAAGAGGCAGUGAUCGAUGGUCAUGGCAUUGCUAUGCAUGGUAGAAUGAUCCACAAUAAAGAUGGUACCCUGAACGACAUACCUUACGAUAUUGUAAACGGAAAUUGCAUUUACUCAAUCAGCAGACGACGCUUAAACAUAGUUCUAUUAAAUGCUGCCGAUAAAUACCCAGAAGUGAAUCUUUUCUUCAACAAGAAAGUGUUGGAUGCGGAUUUAGAUAAUGGGAAGCUGAAGAUACUAGACACGAAGACUCAAAGAACAGAAGAGGUAAAAGCAGAUUUGAUAAUCGGCGCCGAUGGUGCUUACUCGACUAUCAGAAGAGUAAUGGCGAAGAGGCCGCUGUUCAACUUUAGUCAAACAUACAUUGAACAUGGUUACAUCGAAUUAUUCGUCCCCAUUGGAAAAAAUAACGAGUUUGCGAUGAGUGGUCAGCAUUUUCAUAUUUGGCCACGGGGACAAUUCAUGAUGAUAGCUUUGCCUAAUGUCGACCACACAUUCACCGGUGACAUAUUCGCCCCUUUCUCGACGUUGGACAAGUUGAAGACGCCGCAGGAUCUCUUGAAGUUCUUCGAAGAGCAAUUUCCAGACCUACUGGAAUUAAUUGGAAGGGAGAAGAUAGUUAAGGAUUAUUUCGAAAAGGAACCAAAGACAUUGAUUACUAUUAAGUGCAAACCAUAUCACGUUGGAAAAACGCUUCUCGUUGGGGAUGCUGCUCACGCCAUGGUGCCUUUCUACGCCCAAGGAAUGAACACGGGUUUCGAGGAUAUUUUAUUACUGGAUGAGUUAAUGGAACGCUACGACUCAGAUUUUAGUUUGAUUCUUCCAAAGUUCACGGAACUUCGAUGCGAGGACGCACACGCUAGUUGCGAUCUUGCCAUAUACAAUUAUAUCGAGAUGAGGGAUCUGGUAACGAGGAAAUCGUUCCUCCUUCGAAAAAGAUUAGACACGUUCCUCUAUAGACAAAUUCCAAAUACAUGGAUACCACUUUAUAAUACGGUUCACUUUUCAAGGAUGAAGUUUCGCGACUGCGUCGCCAACAAGGAAUGGCAAGACAAGAUAGUACGAAGGGCUGGUUGGUGUACAUUGUUCUUGAUUUUUGGAAUACUGGCGGCCCCUUUAGUUGACACAUUUGGAAGAAAAAUCAUUUCCUAUUGAAUAUAAAUAUAUAAAGUAUACCAUUACCUGGAUAUACAAGCGUGUGCAUUGUUUCUGCAAUAAGAUACUAUCGUUUAAUAUUAUGGCGAUACUUUCAAAAGGAUCCUUAGAAAAUUAAUUAUACGUUUAAGUU
Bombus pascuorum is the source of this 1625-nucleotide messenger RNA. It is a transcript of the gene cn, whose product is annotated as kynurenine 3-monooxygenase. Bases 131 to 1492 code for a protein of 453 amino acids. Lineage: Eukaryota; Metazoa; Arthropoda; Insecta; Hymenoptera; Apidae. Gene Ontology annotation, biological process: L-tryptophan catabolic process; quinolinate biosynthetic process; NAD+ metabolic process. The transcript has 11 exons. Gene Ontology annotation, cellular component: mitochondrial outer membrane. Gene Ontology annotation, molecular function: kynurenine 3-monooxygenase activity; NAD(P)H oxidase H2O2-forming activity; FAD binding. The record is from RefSeq and is a predicted model, not a curated record.